AUCACGUCCAUAAUCCUCUUCUGUUCCACUCUUGUUCGUCGUCCACCUCCUCGGCCUUCUCAUUCACCAAACGGUCACCUCCGACCAGCCAGUCUGCUCAACAGCUAGCACGCGCGUCGUGGGCUGCGUCUCAACCGGCCAUCCUUUAAUCCCAUCCUCACCAAAACACCGACACGCAUCCCAUGUCCGGUGAAGGUCUCACCCGCCGUCGCGGUGGGGGCGGUGGCUCCCCCGCACUCAACUCGGGCGGUGAACAGCAGCCGUCGGCACCAUCAUCGUCGGGCCAGUCGAGGCCGUCGUCGAGAGUCAUGUCGGCGAGUGCCAACUCUGGAUCCAUCGAGGGGCGCCCAAAGGUCGCGUACGACCCCCGCGACUUUAACGAUGACAGCGAGACCAAGGAGAACCCGCGCCUGACCCUGAUGGAGGAGGUUCUCCUGCUGGGUCUCAAGGACAAGGCCGGUUACCUCUCAUUCUGGAACGACAACAUCUCUUACGCCCUCCGUGGCUGCAUUCUUAUCGAGCUCGCGCUCCGUCGCCGUAUUGCCAUGGUCCGCGACCCAUCCCGGCGUCGCCUUGCUCUCGCGGACCGCCUGAUCGAGGUUAUCGAUGACCGCCAGACGGGAGAGACUAUUCUGGACGAGGCCCUCAAGAUGAUCAAGAGUAGCGAGAAGUAUGGAGCUGGGGCUUGGGUUGACCUCAUGAGUGGAGAGACCUGGAAUGUUAUGAAGAUCGGGUAUCAGCUCAAGCAGGUCCGCGAACGACUUGCCAAAGGCCUUGUCGACAAGGGCGUCCUGCGCACCGAGAAGCGCAACUUCCUUCUGUUCGACAUGGCUACCCACCCAAUUGCCGACAUGAACGCGAAGGAGGAUGUGCUGAGGCGGUGCUUGUCGCUUCUCACGGCUAGGACUGCCGCUAUCCCUCCCCAGGCCGUGUACAAGGAGGGCGUCAAGUACCGCUACAUGCGUGCUGCGUGUCUUGUUUGCGCUGCGUACGCUUCAAGUGUCCUUGAGAAUGCUCUCCAGCGCUUGUCGUACGACUCACGAGAGGCUGCCUUUGUCCGCUGCGACGAGAUCCUCGCCGAGUUCUCGACAUGGCCCUUUGGCAUUGGCACUGCGGACCAGGCCGGCCCGGUCACUGUGGGCGGAGGGUCGCGUCGCCGUGACGGCGGCAGCGGUGUUGGCCGCGAGAGCGUGCAGGAGUUGGUUCGCGAGGUCAGGAAGGAGAUGUCGUCGAGCUCGAACGGCACUGCGGGUGCCGGUGGUGGAGCCGAGGACCAGGAGGAGCUCUGCUUCGAGGUCGUCGCAACUGUCCUGGAAAUCUUCGGCCGUAUGGACAGCCUGCUUUGAGCGGAUUCAGCCACACGACGCGCCUCUCCAGCCUCUCUCUCCACUCGCUUCCGCCAUUCCUCAUCGAGAGCCAUUGCUCACCCCCACUCCCUGUUCCCCCUCCCACCCCCCCCAUAUCUUUUGGGAUUAGAUGUGCUGUAGGCCUUGCCACGUACGCAUAUGAGAUGUGCGGCAUGAAUGCAGUCGUAGUACUGUAGUGAUUUUUGGAUGUGCAAGUUGUUCGUAAG
This is a messenger RNA of Vanrija pseudolonga, 1573 nucleotides long. It is a transcript of the gene vps74, whose product is annotated as Vacuolar protein sorting-associated protein 74. Gene Ontology annotation, biological process: Golgi vesicle budding; retrograde vesicle-mediated transport, Golgi to endoplasmic reticulum; Golgi organization. Gene Ontology annotation, molecular function: phosphatidylinositol-4-phosphate binding. The record is from RefSeq and is a predicted model, not a curated record. The coding region runs from base 183 to 1346 and encodes 387 amino acids. Gene Ontology annotation, cellular component: trans-Golgi network; Golgi cisterna; cytosol. Lineage: Eukaryota; Fungi; Basidiomycota; Tremellomycetes; Trichosporonales; Trichosporonaceae. The transcript is spliced from 5 exons.